Bathycoccus prasinos is the source of this 2187-nucleotide messenger RNA. RefSeq lists its product with no specific name. The transcript has a single exon. Bases 1 to 2187 code for a protein of 728 amino acids. Gene Ontology annotation, molecular function: metal ion binding; 5'-flap endonuclease activity. Lineage: Eukaryota; Viridiplantae; Chlorophyta; Mamiellophyceae; Mamiellales; Bathycoccaceae. The record is from RefSeq and is a predicted model, not a curated record.
AUGGGAAUCAAAGGAUUGCCGGAACAGUUGAAGCAUUACUACCGCGACGCGCAAGUGGAACAGUUUAAAGGUAUGAAUACGCAGUCGCGCAUUUUUAAAACGACUUUCGUCGUCUCCGAUUUGGUUUCCCUUUGUUUCGCGUCGAGAUAUUCAAAAACUGACACAGAGACGCACCAUCGUACUCUUUCUUUUUACGUCAUCAUCAACCAACCGCUUCGCGCGAACGAAACGCAUUGGAUGGAACGUGUAAUAAAAGGUAUGCGCGCAGCCGUCGACGCGUACUCGUGGCUCCACAAAGGCGCGUAUUCGUGCGCGUUAGAGUUGCACACGGGAAAUCACUACUGGGUAAAACAAAACAGAGACGCCCCGUACGUGAACUAUUGCAUCCACAGGGCGAAGAUGCUGAAAUUUUUUGGCGUGGAACCGGUGAUCGUGUUCGACGGCGAUCGAUUACCGGCGAAAGCGAGCGAGGAAGGCACGAGACGACAAAGGAGAGAAGAGGCGAAACAGAAAGGACGAGAGCGAUUGGAACAAGGCAAUCGAGAAGGCGCGACGUUUAUGUUUACGCAGAGCUUAGAUAUUUCGCCGAGGAUGGCGCUGGAGUUGAUUGUGGCGUUGAAGAGAGAAGGUAUUGAAUUCGUCGUAGCCCCGUACGAAGCGGACGCGCAAAUAGCGCAUUUGGCGAGGCAAUCGAGGGAAAAUGGUGGAGUGGACGUGGUGUUCACGGAGGAUUCGGAUUUGGUCGCCUACGGGUGCGAGAGAGUUUGUUUCAAGUUAGACAAGUUUGGGGCGUGUAAAGAAGUUUUGUUGGAGGACGUGUUGAUGAAUAAAACAGCUGCGGCGAUGACGACGACGACGACGACACCCAGCGAGGAGAUGACGACUACUAACAACGAAGAAAGUGAAAUGACGAUCAAUAACGAGAGUCAAAUGACCGUGGAAAACGAUGGAACGAACGAGUCGGAUGAAAACGUAGACGCGAAGAAAAAGACUGCUACUGCUGCGAAGAAAAAAGGUGGUUCGAAGUCUUCCGCGGGAGGAAAAGGUUCCAGAGGUGCCAAUUCUCCAUUGUCCUUCGAGAAUUGGACCCACGACGACUUCUUGGGUCUCUGCGCGAUGAGCGGGUGCGAUUUCUUAGAAAACGUGAGAAAUGUUGGUUUUAAAAAGGCCCACGCUUUCGUCAACAAAAAUGACCGGUGCGCAAAAACCGCGUUAGAAAUGAUGAGUAAAGACCCAAAGAUUGACGUUCCAGAAGGUUACGUCGAAAAAUGGCAGCGCGCGGUUUAUACCUUCAGACACGCGUUGAUUUAUGACGUCAAGGAGAAAACAUUGAAGCACUUGACGCCGCUUCCCGAGGAGCUUCUCGGGAAGACAUCCGACGAGCUUGACUUUUUGGGCAAAGUAUUCGAGGACAAAGUUGCGAUUGAAAUCGCAGAAGGAAGAAUGGAUCCCAUCGCGAGGCGUCCGUUUGCUCACGCGCAACCGCACUUUCAACAAAGAUACAAUAAUAAUUACAAUAACAUGCAUAACGUGCAACUGACGAACGAGGGACCGAAAAUUCCAAAAGUCAACAUCAAUUCUAUGUUUGCGGCGAAGAAAGUUGCCACUUCCACGGCUCCAGCUCCAGUAGUAGCAGCCAUGCCGCCAGCAACAGCAGCAACAACAACAACAACAACAACAACAACAACGGUUCCUCCUCCUUCUCAGCCGUUGAGACGUUCGCCGAGGAAGCAUCCGCAAAGCAUGGUAUUGAGCGCAGAAGACUUGGAGGAUUUAGAGAUCGCUAAAAUGCUCGGCGCUGCGGAGCAAGGAGUGCAAGCAAACAAGCAUACGCCGGCGCCACCCUCCGCCUCAAAGAAAAGCCGCACGCCGCUUUCUUCGCCGAACAAGCAAAGUCAUCAAAAACCGAGCGCGACGGACAAUUCGUUCAAGCGAACGUUCGAGAACAACAAGAACGAUGAGAACGCCGAGAUACGAAACAAGUUUAGCAAAACUGCGUCAAAUAAUACCACACCAGGCGCGGAAUUGAAGAAGCUACCUCCCAAGCCGCCUUCGGUGAAUAAGAAGUUUGGCGCUCCGGAAAAAGAAAAGACGAUAUUCAAACUCGGCGCCGACGGCGGUUUGAAAGAGAUUAAAACCAAGCCGAAGUCCAUCGCCAGUUUCUUCGCUCCGGUGAAAAAGAAGUAA